AUGUGCAAAUAUCUUCCGAGAACGACGGAUUAUGCACUAGUUAAUGUUGCUGAGUUACAGAUGCCGUGGUUUAAAUCAAAAGGGUCUAAUCCAGUUAUGACAGUAUAUAAUAGUUAUAGCUAUACGGAAGAUAUAAAAUAUGAGGCUAGGUUACUCAAGCUUCCAUUGGAUUAUGGAAGUUUUAAACUGGUGAUUCUUGUACCAACUGAAAAAGGCACGGUUUGCGGUCUGUUCCAAAGACUGGUUGAAAAUGGUGUUAGCUCUGCACUCCAGUCCAUUCAACCACUGUUUACCGUAAUAUCUGAUUUGAAAUCUCCAAACAUUAAUUUUUAUGAAGAAAAUGAAUUUAUGUUAGAGAAAAGUGAGAAAGAGGAGCCAUGCCAAGGACUAAGUAUAGGUAGUGUCAAUAUACAUGACGAAGGAGUUCUAUUAAAAUGUCUAACAUGUAUACAUUCCCAAGGCAGCAGCCAACCCGAUACUCAGUCAUGUGCUAGUUUUGCACACACACAAAGAUUUUUAUUCACAAUCAUGUAUAACGAUUUCGCAAUGUUUACUGGACAGUAUGUGUCUCAUUAA
This is a messenger RNA of Pieris macdunnoughi, 576 nucleotides long. The record is from the annotation of a GenBank genome assembly. NCBI's taxonomy places the organism in Eukaryota, Metazoa, Arthropoda, Insecta, Lepidoptera, Pieridae.